This is a messenger RNA of Oppiella nova, 182 nucleotides long. NCBI's taxonomy places the organism in Eukaryota, Metazoa, Arthropoda, Arachnida, Sarcoptiformes, Oppiidae. The record is from the annotation of a GenBank genome assembly.
UGUUGUGAUCAGACACCAGACAUCACCCAAUGGUGUCUUUGGAGGACGAGGUGUCCAAACAGCAGAUCUUCAGAGACGUGCAGUUCUCGCUCUGUGAAGACGUGUCUCAAUACGAGAAUGUGAAGAAGUUGUUGCUGUCAGGAGGCGCCAAGUUCUUCAACUACCUCUCCGACAAUGUCACU